AUGUUUUUCACGGCCACUGACCCGGAUUCUCAAAAAAGCUGCUGGCACCCUUCAUCAGCUGGCGCCCUCUACCAGCUGGCACACUCCAUUAGCUGGCACCCGCCACCAGCUGGCACCCUCACCAGUGGCACCUCCACCAGCUGGCACCCUCCACCAGCUGGCACCCUCCACCAGCUGGCACCCCCUACCAGCUGGCACCCUCCACCAGCUGGCACCCUGGCACCACCACCAGCUGGCACCUCCACCAGGCUGGCACCUCCACCAGCUGGCACCCUCCACCAGCUGGCACCUCCACCAGCUGGCACCCUCCACCAGCUGGCACCUCCACCAGCUGGCACCCUCCACCAGCUGGCACCCUCCCACCAGCUGGCACCCUCCACCAGCUGGCACCCACCAGCUGGCAGCUGA
Homarus americanus (American lobster) is the source of this 408-nucleotide messenger RNA. RefSeq names its product MAGE-like protein 2. NCBI's taxonomy places the organism in Eukaryota, Metazoa, Arthropoda, Malacostraca, Decapoda, Nephropidae. The record is from RefSeq and is a predicted model, not a curated record. The transcript has 2 exons. The coding region runs from base 1 to 408 and encodes 135 amino acids.